Molecule: messenger RNA, 1094 nt
Organism: Lactuca sativa (garden lettuce)
Lineage: Eukaryota; Viridiplantae; Streptophyta; Magnoliopsida; Asterales; Asteraceae
Product: 3'-5' exonuclease
Biological process (GO): nucleobase-containing compound metabolic process
Cellular component (GO): nucleus; cytoplasm
Molecular function (GO): 3'-5' exonuclease activity; nucleic acid binding
Source: RefSeq, a predicted model, not a curated record
CACCAAACAAGUAAUCCCAAAACACUUUUGAAAUUGAAGUAACCCAUCUAUUCUUAUCCCGUACGGUAUGAAAGAAAUCAAAGAAUAACCUUUCUCUCAUCUACUUUGUUUGCUUUAAACCCUCUCACAGAACGAAUAGACAUGGCGAGGCCGAUGAGCAUCGUGGAUCAUGGACCCAACGAUGGCACCCACCGCCUAUAUGACGUCAAAUUCUUCACAGAAACGAUUUUAACCAUAGUCACAAGCACACCCUCUUACGUUGACACGUGGAUCUCCGACAUCGAACGCCUCCACAGCCACAGUCUCAGCUCCCUCAUCGUCGGCCUCGAUCUCGAGUGGCGUCCUAACUACUGCCGCGACUGCAAAAACCCUGUGGCGACGCUCCAACUGUGCGUGGGACGCAGAUGCCUGAUUUUCCAAAUCCUCCACUCCCCAAUUCUCCCUUGGUCGCUCUGUAACUUCCUCAGAAAUCCCUCCUACACUUUCACCGGCGUCGGAAUCGAUGAAGACGUGAAGAAGCUUACGGAGGAUUACUUCCUUGUAGUUGCGACGGCGGUUGAUUUAAGGUUGAUUGCUGCGAAGAAGUACGGUGUGAAGGAGCUUAAGAAUGCAGGGUUGAAACAAUUGACGAGAAAGGUUCUUCGGAAGGAGAUGAGCAAGCGGAAGGCUAUUACGAUGAGUAAUUGGGAUAAUCGGCGGCUGAAUCCGGCGCAGGUGCAAUAUGCUUGCAUCGAUGCUUUCUUGAGUUAUGAGAUCGGGAGGAUCUUGAUUUUAGGGAAUCGAACUAAUUCGAAUUAUCAAUCAAUGAUCUAAUAAGUGAUCGAUGUGGAGUGAUGUUACACAGUGAUGGAUGUUAUGCAGUUAAGAGAGUUGCUUCAGUUCUGGCGUUUUGCAUCUUUCUUGACUUCUGAUCAUCUUCCUUGAAGCAAAUCUCAUUGCUUUUCUUGCAUUUUCACGUGUUUUUCAGAGUUUAGUGUGCCUCAAGUAAGAUGGAGCCUUCUCCAUGAAUCUAUAGUUUUGCAUUGUGGUGAUAAAUUCAAAAGUGUUGUCUUUUUAACAUCUUAAGUUAAUAGAGAUUAGACUUAUUGGACUUC